AAGGUGUGUAGUACGGUAAAUACGAGAACCAUCGUCUCGCACAACACACAAGUAGUUAACCGGUCUUUUCUCUUCCUUCCGCACACAAAGUUUGUUACAAAUUUGUGUAAAUUCUUAUUUCUGUGUCAUAAGAAAAAUCCUCACAAUUUAUGAUUAAAAAUUAAAUUUCUCACCUAUAUUUCCUUUUUUGAAAAAUUUAUUUCUCUUCCUUUCUCUCGAUGAUUGUAUUCUCCUUUGGAUUUUUAAUCUCGAUAGAACGUCCAAUGUUGAGGAGAGUUUGAUAUUUUUUCUCGAACGGAUUCCCUGCCCACCAUCUGGGAAUUUUAUCCUUUCGAUUUCACUCACUAAGAGAGAGAGAGAGAGAGAGAGAGAAGAGUUAUAUUCUCGAAAAGAGAGUCUUUUAGACACAGGUGCGUGACGAUCUUUGGCGGUAGUGGAUUAAUUGGUCUCGAUGUCGUUGUCCACGAGGCACGACAGGUGUAUUUAGUGCUUAGAAGUUCGGGAGAAACAGCGGUAUUUAUCUCAAUACACCAGGUGAGUGAGACAGGACUCAACGAGACGGUUGAGAAUGAAGAGGAUCGCGAUCCUUCCAAUCACCUUAGGACUGCUGUCCGUGGUUUUUACAGCCCUUGCACUUUCCCCAGCGAUUCACCAAAUUGACAUCUCUGAUUACGUAUAUGGGGUAGACCAUGAUCUACAGGCGAGAGCACGUGUUGCCAUCGAGGCUGAACGUUUUGCUCGUCAAUCAAAAAGCUGGCUGCAGGACAGAUUAAAGACGACGAAGGAAUCAUGCAAAUCAAUGGAAAGUCCAUGUCCGCCUAGCAAAUAUAGAACACCUUCCGGUGCUUGCAAUAACGUGAGACAUCCUGCUUGGGGUGCAAGAGGAUCACCAUAUCUCAAAGUUUUAUCAUCUGCUUACGCUGACGAAAUCAGCAUUCCAAGGCAAUCAGUAAGCAGUCACAGUCUGACAUCAUCAUCGGACGUUAUCACCAAAGUACGAAGUAAAUUGGCCAUAAAUGAUCAACACGAAGGUCUCACAAGUCUCACGGGAAUAUGGACCGAACUGAUCCUCAGGGACAUCUCAUCUCCAAUUUAUUCACAAAAUUUAACUGACUGUUGCUCAAAUCCUCCAAAGCAUCCAGAAUGCUACGAGUCACUGGAUCAAUUUGGAUCAUGUUCAAAUUACUAUCGUCAAGCGCCCACAGUGAGUUCUCAUAUUUGUCGUUUCGAGAAACGAGAACAAAUGAAUGGUGCCUCUGGCUAUUUGGAUGGUUCCGAUCUCUAUGGAAAUACAGACGAGAAACUUCACAAUCUAAGGACCUACAGUCAUGGCAAGGUCGAUCCAUUUGCUUGUGAACUCUGUGAAAAUCGUGAAUCAGCAUUAGGACAAAUUUAUCGAGCAUUGCUCUCGGAGCACAAUAGGAUUGCCGAGAAAUUGGCAUUUGAAAAUGAACAUUGGGAUGAAACAAAAUUAUACCUUGAAGCUCGUAAGGCGGUUGUUGCUCAAAUUCAACACGUUACCUUCAAUGAAUACGUGCCGAGUAUUCUAGGCGAGGCUGUUUAUUUGGAUUCGAAUUUAAGACCUGUGACAAGUGGAUAUUACGCUGGAUACUCGUCGACGAAUCGCGGUGGUGCUUUAGAUGCCGUUGCUUUCGCUGCUCUUCAGGUUUUAACAUCCUUGUCGGCUCACAAUAAAGAUUCACUCGAAAAGCACUUGAGCACUUCAUCGAAGCACGUUAAUUUAGACAUCAGCAAUCAAAUUUCCGAAUUUCCGGCUUGGGAUUCAAGUGCUCUUUUGGUUCAAGCUGCUAGAGAUCACGGAGUUCCUGGAUAUGUCAACUUCAUCUCCCACUGUUCUGAAAACAAAAUUCAAAUUCAGAAUUUCAGCCAAUUGGAACAACUGAUAUCAGCGAAAGAUGUGAAAACUCUCGAGGAAAUAUAUUCACGAGUAGAGGACAUCGAUCUUCUAGUCGGUGGAAUUUUGGAAAUUCCACGAGAAAGUGCCGCUGUUGGUCCAACAUUCCUCUGUCUUUUGAAGCAGCAAUUCACGAAAAUUCGUAAUUCUGAUCGCUUCUGGUACGAAAAUGACAUUCCUCCUUCUGGUCUUUCGCCAAAUCAACUUUUGGAGAUUCGUAAAGUCUCGCUUGCCGGUAUUUUAUGCGCAAAUACCGACAUCACUAAAAUUCAACACAAAUCCUUCAUUCAACAAGAUCCCUACCUUAAUGUUCGAAUUACUUGCAAUCAACACGAAGUUCUCGAUCUCAGUGCCUGGAAUGAGGCACCAAUGCCAGCGCCAAUCACCGACAAUUACAUGAGUACAACCGAGGCUUCUGAACUAAUUCCCGAAAUUGAUGCCGAAAUGAUAGCGGCCGCUUUGAAAAAGGCCGAGGAAGAUUUAGUCAAACGUCAACAAUUGGAGUAUCAAUCAUGGCUCGAGCAAAGAAUCGCUGAUCCAAAAUCUCCAGCCGGUACAGCGGCAAGUUUCUCAAAAGCCAAUAAAGACGCUCUUCUCCUAGCAAAUUCGUCAAUUAUCUUCGAACUCGCCACCAAUGAAAUCCUCAACGGACCUCAAGGUCUCAAGCGUCGUCGUCGAAAGAGGCAAGCCUUCGACACUCCCGACAAUAUUCUAGGCUUUCCAAACAACGAUUUCUCCGAUCUCCUGCAAAAUGUCGACGUAGCGGGCCUAAUACCAAACAAUAAGAAAGCCACAAAUCACGAGGAAGUCGAAUGUCCAGUCGAUGAAUCGCCUUGUGAUCCGGGCACACCCUACAGAACCCUCUCCGGACACUGCAACAAUUUACGUAAUCCAAAUUUGGGAAAAUCACUGACAACUUUCGCUAGACUCCUACCGCCAGCCUAUGAAGACGGUAUUUCAAAACCUAAAAUAACAUCCGUCACUGGAACACCGCUACCAAAUCCUAGAACAAUCUCAACAGUCAUUCAUCCCGAUAUUUCAAAUCUACACAACCGUUACACAUUGAUGGUGAUGCAGUAUGCGCAAUUCAUUGAUCACGAUUUGACAAUGACACCAAUUCAUAAAGGAUUCGCUGAAUCGAUUCCCAGUUGUAGAUCAUGUGAUUCAGCGAGAACGGUACAUCCGGAAUGUAAUCCAUUCCCAAUGCCGGCUGGCGAUCACUUUUUCCCGACAGUUAAUUCAUCGACUGGUGCUAGACUCUGUUUCCCGUCGAUGAGGUCUCUACCGGGUCAACAACACUUGGGACCGAGGGAACAAGUUAAUCAAAAUACGGGAUUUUUGGAUGCUUCCGUUAUUUAUGGGGAGAAUACUUGUAUUUGUAAUAUUCUCCGUGGAUUUAAUGGUCGCAUGAAUAUUACCUUACAUCCAAAUAGGGGAAAGGAUCUUUUACCUCAAUCGCCAACGCAUCCGGAAUGCAAGUCACCAUCGGGCUUUUGUUUUAUUGGAGGUGAUGGUCGAGCGUCUGAACAACCUGGAUUGACAGUGAUGCACACUGUUUGGGUUCGUGAGCACAAUCGAAUCAUGGAAGGUCUCAGAAAGGAGAAUCCUCACUGGGAUCAUGAGAAACUCUUCCAAGAAACCAGACGUAUUAUCAGCGCGAUGCUUCAACACAUCACCUACAACGAAUUUUUGCCUCGAAUUUUAGGCUGGAAUGCAAUAAGUUUAUACGGCCUGAAACUCCUUCCUCAAGGUUAUCACAAAGACUACUCACCCACUUGUAAUCCAAGUGUACUAAACGAAUUCGCCACCGCAGCCUACAGAAUAGGUCAUUCACUCCUUCGACCCCAUAUUCCUCGCAUGGAUCCAAACUACCAACCAGUCGAUCCUCCAAUUCUCCUCCGCGACGGCUUCUUCAAUGUUGACAUGCUCUAUCAACAGGGAAUGUGUGACGAAAUAAUUCGCGGUCUCGCCGCCACUCCAAUGGAAACUCUCGACCAAUUCAUCACCGGCGAAGUGACAAAUCAUCUCUUUGAAAAUCAUCGUAUUCCCCAUUCAGGUAUUGAUCUCAUUGCCCUCAACGUUCAACGUGGUCGCGAUCACGGCCUUCCAUCAUACAAUCACUAUCGUGCCCUAUGCAAUCUUAAACGUGCAUCGACGUUCGAUGAUCUCUCACGUGAAAUGGCUCCGGAAGUAAUAGCUCGCAUGAAGAAAGUCUACGCAUCAGUCGAUGAUAUCGAUUUAUUCCCCGGUGGAAUGAGCGAGAGACCACUUCAAGGUGGACUCGUUGGUCCAACAUUUGCCUGCAUUAUUGCCAUUCAAUUUAGGCAAUCGAGAAAAUGCGAUCGCUUCUGGUAUGAGACGGAUGAUCCAGUCAUUAAAUUCUCCGAACAGCAAUUGUCUGAAAUACGUAAAACAACAUUAUCGAAAGUUUUAUGCGAAAAUAUGGAUCAAUCAAAUGAAAUGCAGAGGGCUUCGUUCGAUUUACCGAGUAAUUUCCUGAAUCCUCGAGUGCCUUGUGGUUCGAUGCCGCACAUGGACUUCUCUGCCUUUCGGGAAACCCGUCACGGUUGUCAAAUCGGUGGCAGGAACGUUGCAAUUGGAGAAUCUGGCUUUCCAACUCCCUGCAGUAGCUGCAUUUGCACAGCCGAAGGAACGCAAUGCGCAUCCCUACGAGUAACAGACUGUAACCAACUAAUUCGAGAAGCAUCGCGAGAAGCAAUAUUACGAGACGAUGUCUGCACAGCUCAAUGCGGCUUUGUUCUCGCAGCAACCGAACCAUCGCAAAGAUCACAAUUGUCAUCGAACAAUAAUUUUCAGGGUUUCAAUCAACAACGAAACAAUUUGCGUAGUUCCCAUACACCGACCACCUUCAAUGGUUUCAAGUUACCCGAUCUCUCGCAAUUUGUUGGUUAAUAAAAAAACCAUUGCGAAAACAAACAAAAAUUUCAAAGACUCAAAAUUAUUAUCGAGUUCUAAAAGACUCGAACUUUAUAAAUUUUAUAUUUUUCGACUAUAAAUUAAAAUGACAAAAAAAAAAAAUAAAUAGAAAACGGCGCUUGUGAGUGAAAGUGUAACUGCGUAAAUGUAAAUAUAGAUGUUAAGAUCAAGUUUUGGGUUAUUUUUGUUCAUAAUUUUGUGAGAUUUAAUUUAUAUAUAUAUAUAUAUAUAUAUAUAUAUAUAUAUAUAUAUAUAUAUAUAUAUAUUAUAUAUAUAUAUGUGAGAGAGAAGUGUGAAUUAUUGACGUUCAACUUAGAAGGAGAAAAAAAUUGUAUCUGUUUAAAAUAAGAAUUAUUAUUAGUAAAAGAAAAAAAUACGAUACUGCCAAACAUUACACAAAAUGGUAUAGCAAGUACUGUUUACUUUUUUUUAUUUCUAAACAAAGUAUUAGCACAUUUCAUGUCUGUCGUAUCUUUUAUUUUUU
Molecule: messenger RNA, 5336 nt
Organism: Leptopilina heterotoma
Lineage: Eukaryota; Metazoa; Arthropoda; Insecta; Hymenoptera; Figitidae
Exons: 8
Coding region: 569-4828 (1419 amino acids)
Biological process (GO): response to oxidative stress
Molecular function (GO): heme binding; peroxidase activity
Source: RefSeq, a predicted model, not a curated record